Acytostelium subglobosum LB1 is the source of this 3249-nucleotide messenger RNA. RefSeq lists its product as hypothetical. The coding region runs from base 1 to 3249 and encodes 1082 amino acids. The record is from RefSeq and is a predicted model, not a curated record. NCBI's taxonomy places the organism in Eukaryota, Evosea, Eumycetozoa, Acytosteliales, Acytosteliaceae. The transcript has 4 exons.
AUGACCUCACUUAGAGGCUUGAAUAAGAAGGGUGACUUGGAGAUAACAUUGUUGGAUACUCGAGGAGUGCGUGGCGCUGACAUCUUUUGCAUAAUCGACUUGCCACCCAACAAACCAUUCAAGACGCAUCUCUUCAAGGGACCUGAUCCAAAGUUCAAUGAGAAGUUCACUCUUGACUUGAUGACAUUGAAUGAUGAGGAGAUCACUAUUCAGUUGAAGGAGCAGAAGGCUGCUGGAUCAAAGUUCUUGGGACAGAUACAAAUACAGAUUAAGGCGUUGGCUAUUCAGCCAGUGCCACAAUGGUACUACUUGACAGACAGACCCACCAAGGAGGGCAAGACACCAAGGGUAGUGACUGGUAGCAUCCAAGUGCAACUGUCAUUCGUACAUCGUUAUAAGAAGCGUACGGAUGCGCCCACCGCCAUCAUCAACUCGGCACUCUAUGAGCCAAUGAAUGUCGCCAACAACGGGAACAACUCGUCGGCCCAGACCACGCCAUCACAGACGGCCUCAGAUUCAAAGCGGGCGGCGGCGUCGGCAUCGGGAGCAUUCUCCCGUGUGGACAGUCUGCUCUCACAGAUUGAGAACAUCAGUCUGUCGUCCAGCAACAGCAGCAAUAGUAGCACUAGCAGUAGCUACAGUAGCAAUAGUAGCGCGAGUGGCAGCAGUCUCAAAAACAGCGGCAACAACUUCCAACAACCAGAUGCGACGCGACACUUGUCUCGAGCAACAAGCAUGGGCGCCGGUCUUGGAAAUGGCAUGGGUCUUGGCAGCAACAAGGACCGCAUUGGUAGCGGCAACAGCAGUGGCGGCGGCAACAUGCACACUCAUAAACAAGACUCGAACGAACAUAUUGGCGAGGAGAGUGUGAUCAUUGAUGAGACGAUCAAGGACAAGGAGAACAUUGUGUUGCAACAGUUGAUGCAGCAAAAGAAUGCUAUUAAGCAGUAUAGCGAGACACUGCGCAGACGUGAGCGCGAGAAGGGCGAGUCAUCAGUGGCCAACGACAAGAUCAAGAUAAUGCAAAUGCAGCACGACAUUGAUGAGAUGGAGAAGUUGGUGUCGGCCAGCCACAGCAGCAACAUCUCCACGACUCCGCCACCCUCCACCCUCAAGUCCAUGACCAACUCCAUCCUCGACGACAUUGAGGAGCUGACAGGAGGUGCAUCCAACAGGCGUGCGGCGCAGUCCAGCGUCACAACAUCUUCCGCGUCCGCCAAGCAGCCUUCGCCCAUCACCCAGUACAAGACUCCCACGACCACUCAAUCACCAACAUUGUACAACAGCUCGGCCAAACCCAGUAUCACCGACUCGUCGACUGAGCAGCGCAUAAGGAUGCUUACACAAGAACUCGAGAAGGAGAGGAAGCUAAAGGAGAGCGCCAUUGAGAGGAGUAGACUGCUGGAGCAGGAACUCACACAUAAUACGAGGGGCUCGCCGGUCAACUCGCGCGACUCAACGCUGCGUCUGCAGCACGACGACCUGGCACACAGACUGCGCGCCUCUGACGACGAGGUGCAGACACUCACACGCGAGAAGCAGAUUGCGAUGGAGCGCGCCAAGAUGUACGAGACGAUGGUGGACAAGCUCGAAAAGGACAUUGAGUUUGAGCGAGCGCUCAAGAAGAAGGAAACCGAGCGCAAGGAGUUUGAGCGCGAGGAGGCCAAGCGUCUGGCUCGCGAGCUUGAGGCAUCGCACACACGAGUCAAGCUCGUGCAGAUCGAGCUGGAGAACCAAAAGGCCCAGGUACAGGUCUCCAAGGACAAGAAGCUAUCGCUCGAGAAGGAGGUACUGCGCAUGGAGGCCGAGCUCCAACGCAAGCAUGUUGAGCCCCAACCCAAGGUUGUCCAGGUAGAUCGCAAGGAGGUGGAGGCCAUGCAGUACAAGCUAAAGGUGACCGAGCUCGACCUGGACAGCGAGAGAAAGUCGCGCGAACUCAGCCUCGAGAAGAUCAAGUAUUAUGAGCGAGAGUUGGACAAGUCCGAGAAGAACGUCAUGCGUCUCGAGAGCGACCUUGAGCGUCUCGAGUCCCAAAUGGCCAGCAUCGCCAAGACCAACGAGAAGCUCUAUGCUGAGCGCGAUCGUCUGGCGGCAGAGCGCGAACGCGAACGCGCCGCACACAAGGCCAGCAGCGACCAGACCUCCAAGACCAGCGGCAGCAACAGCAACCAGCAGCUAGAGGAUCGCAUGGCCGAGAUGAUUAAGCUUCUGACGGCCAGACCGGAUGGCGCCGCGAUCGCCAACUUUAUUGGCGACCAGCACUCGCCAGUGGCGCUUCGACUCAGGGAGAUCAAUGAGAAGAUCCAGACCGAGAGUCUCAAGAACAAGGAGAUGGAGCUGGAGAUGAUCCAGCUGCGCCAGGACCGCAUUCAGAGGAUGAUGCUCCGUCACAAGGACUUGGCCGACGAUGAGUUUGCCCUGGCCGCCGACGAGGACGAUGGCGCACAGGCGCACAACAUCGCCAGCAGCUUCCAGUCUGACCAGAUCGCGAUGUUGGUCACCAAACUGGAGAAGCUCGAUCGUCUCGAGGACUUGAUGCGCAAGUUGGAGAUGAUGAAGUCGAUGGUGCCAACACUCAAUGCCAAUGGCGAGAUGAUAAUGUCUGGCAAUGGCAAGAGGUCACACGCCGAGAUCAAGGCAGAGUUGGAGCAGUUGCAAAAGGUGAUCAUGGAUGAGCGACAACCAGAGAGACAACGUGACGAUGCCAACAUCAAGUUUGAAAAGGUCUUCCAAGAGUUGACACAAACAGAAGAGUACAAGAGAGAGUUGGCUCAGAUCCAGGAAGAGAAGAGAAGAAUCAACGAGCCAUUGAAUCAGAAGGCCCUCACCAACCUCCUGUCCACUUAUAAUCCAAACAACAUUGAGAGGAAUCCAGAACUGAAAGAUCGUAUCAAGGAAUCACCAGAGUUGGCGUUGAUUGGAAUGGAUCCAAAGGCUAUAAUGUCAAAGCAUCAGAAUGAUUUCCAGCAAUACUUUAUUAUCAAGUGUACACUUGAGGAGCUAAGAGCCAUCAGAGCAUCUCUGCCCAAGUGGAGAGGAGACCAGAAGAGACAGAUUGAUUGGACCAACGCACUGGAAGACAAGAUCGAGCAAUUCGCCAAGAAUCCACCUCCACCUCGCAGGACACCGUCCAGACCCAAGUUGGGAGGACUGCCGCCCCCACCUAAGCCACCCAAGGCCCCUGUUGCUGGUGCAAGCCAAGCAUCUCUCAUGAAUGAACUUCUUCGCAGACGAAGAAAGGUCGAUUAA